UCAUGUGCCAAGAUGGAUGUCACCCUCCAACAUGAGUGACAGUCUCCCAGUCACUCUCUUCCUGACAGGCAUGCCAGGGCUGGAGUUUGCCCACCUCUGGAUUGCCGUCCCUUUCUGUGCCAUGUAUCUGAUAGCACUCCUGGGCAACGCUGCCCUCAUCCUCGUCAUCAGCACAGAGAGUGCUCUCCAUGCGCCCAUGUACCUCUUCCUCUGCCUUCUCUCUCUCACGGACCUGGCUCUCAGCUCCACCACUGUGCCUAAAAUGCUGGCCAUUCUGUGGCUUCACGAUAAUGAGAUCUCCUUUAGCGGUUGCCUGGCCCAGAUGUUUUGCGUUCAUUCUAUCUAUGCUCUAGAGUCCUCAGUACUCCUGGCCAUGGCCUUUGAUAGAUACGUGGCUAUCUGCAACCCGUUGAAAUACACAACCAUUCUCAACCACACUGUCAUAGGCCAGAUUGUCUUUGCUGGCAUGUUCCGUAGUGUGGCUAUCGUCUCCCCCUUCAUCUUCUUGCUGAGGCGACUGCAUUACUGCGGUCACCGUGUCAUGGCUCACACAUACUGUGAGCAUAUGGGCAUUGCUCGACUGGCCUGUGCCAGCAUCACUGUCAACAUUGUUUAUGGGCUGACUGUGGCUUUGCUGGCUAUGGGUCUAGAUUCCAUCCUCAUUGCCAUCUCCUAUGGCUUUAUCCUCCGUGCUGUCUUCCGUCUUCCAUCACGUGAUGCCCAGAAGAAGGCUCUGAGUACCUGUGGCUCUCACCUUGGUGUCAUCUUGGUUUUCUAUAUUCCUGCCUUCUUCUCCUUCCUCACCCACCGCUUUGGUCACAACAGAGUGCCCAAGCAUGUGCACAUCUUCCUGGCUAACCUCUAUGUGCUGGUACCUCCUGUGCUCAAUCCCAUUAUCUAUGGAGCUAGAACCAAGGAGAUUCGGAGUCGACUUUUAAGACUGCUUCACCCGGGGAAGGGCUCGGUAUGAACUCUAAGCAGACGUUGGAGAUGA
Molecule: messenger RNA, 994 nt
Organism: Nannospalax galili (Upper Galilee mountains blind mole rat)
Lineage: Eukaryota; Metazoa; Chordata; Mammalia; Rodentia; Spalacidae
Product: olfactory receptor 52D1
Exons: 1
Coding region: 17-970 (317 amino acids)
Biological process (GO): G protein-coupled receptor signaling pathway
Cellular component (GO): membrane
Molecular function (GO): G protein-coupled receptor activity; olfactory receptor activity
Source: RefSeq, a predicted model, not a curated record